Messenger RNA from Spirodela intermedia, 2103 nucleotides. NCBI's taxonomy places the organism in Eukaryota, Viridiplantae, Streptophyta, Magnoliopsida, Alismatales, Araceae. The record is from the annotation of a GenBank genome assembly.
AUGAGCUUCGUCUUCCGGGGAGCGAGGGGUGACGUAGAGAAUGGGUUCGCGGAAUUUGUCCCGGAGAGGCGCGUCUUGGUAUGCCUUCUCUCUCUCUCUCUCUCUCUCGGCUCUUUGUUCAUCUCUGCCUUCUCGUACAACCCCGUGAUCAGAGUUAAUUUGGCCUUCUCUCAGCGUGCACAUACUGGAGGACGCCCAGCCAACGCCAACUCGAUGGUUUUCCUCUUUACAGGUGCAUUUUUUUCGUGCACUCCAGGUUAUUUUCUUCCGUGUUGGAUGAUAAUAUUUAACGGGCAUUUCCAUCCAUUAAUUUGCGCAGUUCUUCUGCUGUUCAUGAUACUGAACUCGCAUCAGAUGUCGCCAAAUUUCCUGGUGAGUCAUGGCCGGCGGUUGUUCGAUUUUGAGCUGAUUAGAGUGGUUCAUCCUCAAGCCUCUGAAUCCUCCGUUUUGAGACUCUGUUCUUCAGAUUUGGCUGGUGCUGGGUGUUUUCUUUAUGGCGACGACUAUUCGGAUGUAUGCAACCUGCCAGCAGCUCCAUGCCCAGGCCCAAGCUCGUGCUGUUGCUGCUGCAACUGGUUUACUUGGUCAUUCUGAGCUGCGGCUUCAGAUGCCGGCCUCUAUAGCCUUCGCUGCCAGGGGGAGACUGCAAGGUUUCAGGCUCCAGCUAGCACUUCUUGACCGGGAACUCGAUGACUUAGGUAGUACUUAUUCCUCACCUGUGGAGUAUUCGGCUCACAUGCUCAAGCUUCUGCCCUGUGACGAGUUCUCUGGAUGGUGCUAUUUAUCAUCUCUACUCGUUUAUAAACCAUUUACUUGAAUUUUCAUGUUCUUGCGUGCAGAUUAUGAUGCUCUAAGAUCAUUGGACGUUGAUGAUAAUACGGGUAUUCCUUCCAUGACAGAGGAAGAGAUCAAUGCUCUUCCCGUUCACCAAUACAAAGUUCAGCCUAAACAUGCAUAUUCUGGCCUAAAUAAGUAAGUGGGAGUGCCUUUUACCUUCGAAUAUGGCAUUCGUUAUGGUCCAUCUUUAGGUUGUAAUUUACGGUAGUCAUUCAGUUCCAAUGUAUGUGGAGUAAUGGUGAUUUGAUUUUAUCUGCAGUGGCUUGCCGCUGCCGCCACCACAACAGUCAACGCCAUCAUCUUCUGAUUCAUCAACGGAGGUAAUUUUUUUUUAUUUUAAAGCUAAAUUUUCUUAUAGCUUCUCUCCCCUCCACGAACAGGCCCUUGCUCUAAAGAAAUAUCGCUUCUUUCUUUCUUUCUUUCUUUCUUUCUCCUUUUGGUUGAUUCUAUGAGCCUUUCUGUCCGUUUUAGAUGCUUCAAUGCACCCAGUGAUGUGCUUUUUCCCCAGAAUGCUGGAACUUCGCCACUUCAUAUUUGGCACAUUAUUGCGCAUUAUCUCUCCACAUGGGCCACUUGAGCUGCCAUUGAUUAAUGCUUCGUCUUGGGUAAUUUAUGUAUUUAUAUUUUCUUGAUUAAUGCUCCUGUGAUGCAUGAGCAACCCAUUUUUUAUCAUUAGUAUCAGAGUUAGUGCGGAAAGAAAAAGAAUAUUUUUUGAGAGCAAAUAAAUGAUUUAUUAGGAAGUCAACUUUCUAACCUGAAGCGUAGUCAGAGAAGAAGCACACACCGAUUUGCUAUUAUAUUUUUUAUUAAUAUGGGUUUUCCGGUUUAAAUAUCUUCCUCGAUGUCAAAGAUAAUGACUUUUGACGCCUUGGAACAGAAGAAGCAGGUCAACGGAGCUCCUGAUGCGAAUAUUAAAAGCCCAGAUGAUGAGCUGCUGUGCAGCGUCUGCCUGGAGCAAGUCAACGUAGGAGAGCUGAUUCGCAGCUUGCCGUGCUUGCAUCAGGUACCUCAUUUCCAUCUUACCUUUUUUUUAGAUUAUUUAUUGCCGAGUCCCAGAAAAUUUCCCAUAUUUGUCUUUUAUUCUACCCUUCGGGGAUCUAUUUCUAAAUAUAAAAAAUAUUUGUUCCUUCUGCACAGUUCCACGCCAGCUGCAUUGAUCCAUGGCUACGUCAGCAGGGGACGUGCCCAAUCUGUAAGCACCGGGCAGGCUCCGGGUGGGAGGCCAGGCCCGAGGGCGCGCUGGACAGAUCGUCCUACGUGGCUUGA